AUGCCGCAUUACCGAAGAACUGAGCACAUAAAUACCCCUGCAGCGCCCGGCGAAAAUAUACAGAUCACAAUCGUGCUGCAACUCAUUCCGGCGCUAUGGAUUGCCGGCUUGACCCUAGCCCAAGCCCUUCGUCGGCACGGAGUCCGGUGUACAGUCUUCGAGCGUGAUGAGUCUUCCGCAGUGCGUAACCAGGGGUGGGGUGUUUCCAUCCACUCCACCCUGACUACGUGGGAAGCGCAUAUUUUGCCGGAGAUCUAUGACGGUGUCUGCGAUGCUCAGGUCAAUCCUGCUAUCGGCCGUGAUGAAGUCCGCGGAGUCCCUUGGAUCAACGGUGCGACUGGAAAGGUCGAGCAGUCCGUCCCGGAAAGCAAGAGACUGAGGCUGAGACGGGAUGGAAUCCGGAACGCUCUCAUGGAAGGUGUGGAUAUCCAGUGGGGCAAACGACUUGCCAAGAUCGAAAAGAUCGAAGGUGGUGUUCGCGCCGAGUUCACAGACGGCUGUAUUGUUCAAGGAGAUGUCUUAGUCGGUGCAGAUGGCUCGACCUCGGUCGUUCGCAAGUUCCUCGCACCGACAUCGCACGAGCUGCAUCGUCUUCCGAUCAAUGCCGUGGGCUGUGCUCUGACCAUGACUGAAGAGCAAGUCAACUAUUUCAAAGACAAUGUUGAUCCGCUUUAUUUCAUGGGUACGCACCCGGAAACAAAUACCUUUGUCUUCUGGUCUCUGCUGGACACCCCUACAGCCCCCGGACAGCCCUACCGCGCCCAGGUAUACUUCUCAUGGAUUGCAUCCGACGCGGACGAAGAGCUACUCAAGCAGCCCUUGCUUGAUGUGUUCAAACAAAAGGGUCAGCCAUUCUUCCCCCGCUUGUGGGACCUAGUCGAGUCAUUGCCUGAGGAUACCGUUGUUACGAAAGUCAACCUGGUUGACUGGCCCUCCGUUGACUGGGAUAACUGGGAUGGUACCUGCACUUUGAUUGGCGACGCGGCUCAUUGUAUGGUGAUCUACCGCGGCGAAGGUGUAAACCAUGCUAUUGUGGAUGCCUGUCAACUUGCGGAUACUAUCAAGUGUGCUGCAGAUGGUGAGAUGUCCAUGGGUGAUGCUGUCAGAAGUUACGAGAAGCAGAUGCGUCCCCGUGCAAGAGAAGCCGUGGAAACCAGCAGACAGGCUGGUCAUGAUGGUCAUAACUAUGCGAAGGUUGACAAGGAAGGAAGCUUUGCUUUACUCGGCGAGAAGCCUGUCUAA
Molecule: messenger RNA, 1242 nt
Organism: Penicillium paradoxum
Lineage: Eukaryota; Fungi; Ascomycota; Eurotiomycetes; Eurotiales; Aspergillaceae
Product: FAD-dependent oxidoreductase
Exons: 4
Coding region: 1-1242 (413 amino acids)
Molecular function (GO): FAD binding
Source: RefSeq, a predicted model, not a curated record